Molecule: messenger RNA, 2544 nt
Organism: Cyprinodon variegatus (sheepshead minnow)
Lineage: Eukaryota; Metazoa; Chordata; Actinopteri; Cyprinodontiformes; Cyprinodontidae
Gene: traf6
Product: TNF receptor associated factor 6
Exons: 8
Coding region: 218-1987 (589 amino acids)
Biological process (GO): tumor necrosis factor-mediated signaling pathway; interleukin-1-mediated signaling pathway; protein K63-linked ubiquitination
Cellular component (GO): plasma membrane signaling receptor complex
Molecular function (GO): zinc ion binding; ubiquitin protein ligase activity; tumor necrosis factor receptor binding
Source: RefSeq, a predicted model, not a curated record
ACUAAAAGUUUGAGGCGUUUCAAGGCAAAGGUGGGCAAAGUUCGAAGAAAAACACGCCGGCUCCUACCGAUACAAGAUUAUUUUUUGAUACCAAGAUUCCCUGGGUGUGUGUCCUCUUCGGCUUCGGUCAGUUUAGUAUAUGUCAUCUUCCUUUUAGAAUCUUCUUACUGCCGCAAAGUUCGAGGUUGCAGUUCCGCAUCUAAGGCAUGACAGUCAGAUGAAACAAUUGCUAACACUUCUCCCUUUUCUGGACCUCCCAAUCAUACAGAUGGCUUGCUCUGAUAAUAAUAAGGGGGGUUUGGAGGAGGACAGUUAUGAUGGAGGAGCAGGUGGUGAAGAGCAAUCUGGCUGUGCCUUGGCAAUGAUGGAAAAAGAAAGGGAAUCCCUUUUAAGCCCAUUGGAUAGUUCUGGCACCUUAAUGAGCAGUUCAUCUGGUAGUCUCCAGGCUGCUGCCCCCCUUCAGGGCUAUGAUGUGGAAUUUGACCCACCCCUCGAGAGUAAAUAUGAAUGCCCUAUCUGCUUGAUGGCCUUAAGGAAUGCAAUCCAAACACGCUGUGGUCAUCGGUUCUGCAAGAGCUGUAUUGAGAAAUCUAUUCGUGAUACAGGACAGCGGUGCCCUGUGGACAAUGAAAUGCUGUCAGAAGAUCAACUGUUUCCUGAUAAUUUUGCCAAAAGGGAGAUUCUAUCGCUAACUGUUCGUUGUCCAAACUCUGGCUGUGCUGACAAAAUGGAGCUCCGACAUUUAGAGAAUCAUUUGCUCGUGUGUCAGUUUGCCACUGUACCUUGCCCUCAGUGUCAAAAACCUGUAAGAAAGAGCUACAUUGAGGAGCACAAAACUGCUGAGUGUCAAAGAAGACCUAUGACAUGCCCAGACUGUGUGACAUCCUUUGUUUAUGAGGAGAAAGAGCUACAUGAGCAGCAGUGUCCGUUUGCUAGUGUGAUGUGUCAAUACUGUGAGAUGGAUCUAAUCAGAGACCAGAUGGAAUCUCAUUGUGAUACGGAUUGCCCAAAAGCACCCAUUGCCUGUAACUUUAACAUCUUUGGAUGUAAGGAAAGGAUGCAGCGCCAUGACUUGGCUCAGCACAUGCAGGAGUUCACACAGAUGCAUAUGCGCUACAUGGCAGAGUUUUUACGCAGCCUAAGCCUUAACGGCACGUCGCCCAAACCCCUUCGAACGCUAGGGCCUUCUGUUUCCUAUGAGGACAUUGGUGCUGCUGCUUCAGUGUCAGCCUGUGGGGGGCCCAGAGGGGCUGCGAGCUGCAGCAUCAGCUCAGCUUCAUGUCAGCCCAGUCAGGAGAUGCAGAGGCUCCGAGAGAUGGAUGGGCGAUUGGUGAAGCAAGACCACCAGCUGCGGGAGCUCAUCAUAUUAAAAGAGACACAAGCAGGGCAGCUUGCUGAGCUCAGGCGUAGAGUCUCAAUGCUGGAGGAAACUGUGAAAGAGUUGGAGGCCCAGCAGUGCCAUGGGAUCUUUAUCUGGCGCCUCAAAGGUUUCUCUGUCCUCCUGCGGAACCAGGAGGCGAGCAUGCCAGUGGUUGAGCACAGCCCUGGCUUCUACACGGGCCGCCCAGGCUACAAGCUGUGUCUACGUUUACACCUGCAGACACCCAACGCCCCACGCUGCUCCAACUACAUCUCCCUUUUUGUCCACACUAUGCAAGGAGCUUUUGAUGGGCAGCUGACUUGGCCCUUUCAAGGGACGAUCCGGCUGGCCAUUUUAGACCAGGGACCCGAGUGUCAGCAUCACAUGGAGGUCAUGGAGACAAAGCCAGACCUGCAAGCCUUCCAGAAACCCAUAAAUCCACGCAACCCCAAAGGAUUCGGCUACGUCACCUUUAUGCACCUGCAGCAGCUGAGUCAGAGAGCUUAUAUUAAAGAUGAUACUCUGCUGAUCCGCUGUGAGGUUACGCCACGCUUUGAUGGCGCAUUUAAUCGGGAGGGACCAGCCGUACAGCCGAGAGGGCCCGAAGCCUCACUUUCAAGAGAAUAAGGUCAAGCUGCUUUAUAUGGGAUUGUUGUCAUGACAGUUGAAUAGAGCACAACUAACAAAGUUUCAGUAUUGUCUCUUUAUUAUAAUUCAUGCACAUUAGAAUUGGUAAAAUCAAAGCUUCCUUUCAUCAAAGUUCUAGUAUUUAUUGUUUUUUAAUGUUUCAAUCUUCGUUGCAUUCAUGAAUGUGUUUUAGGUUCUUCCCCUUCAUGAUCUGAUUUGAUCUUGGGGUAUUGUUGGAUGCCUUGGAGGAGAUAUGGUACAGAUUAGUAGUGAUCUUUUUCUAAAUAUCAUAGUCAUGCAUAAGUGGAACAGUUUAUAACUUUAUGGACCUUUGGCAUUCAUCGGUUUCUGAUUCACCUAGUUUAACUGGGAUCAAGGUCAAUACAGAUUUAACAAGUGAAAAAAAUGAUUGAAAACAACUCAGCCAGUCUUUGGAAAAUGAUUUUAUUGAAUCCACAGUUUGCAUUCUAACAGUUCAGAGAAAAUGAUUGAAGAUUAGUGUCGCAUCAUCAGGACAAACCCUUAUCUAACAUAAUCACUAUGGACAUGGAAAAAAA